Messenger RNA from Cladocopium goreaui, 1827 nucleotides. The record is from the annotation of a GenBank genome assembly. NCBI's taxonomy places the organism in Eukaryota, Dinophyceae, Suessiales, Symbiodiniaceae.
UGUCCUCCAGACAGCCCCUAUUUUGAGCUGCUGCCGAUGCGGAAAGUGGCCAAGAGCGGGCUGCUGGCCAGCGCCGAGGCCUCCCGAGACAAGAUCGCCCCGGGCAUGGAAGUGUCCUAUGUGGUGCGCUUCAAGCCAGACGCCAGGAUAGAUUAUAGCUACGACCUUCGAGUCGUGACAGAGAGAGAAGAGUUCAGUGUGCCGAUCCGCGCAUCUGGUGGCUCCGCGCUACUGGACUUUCCGGAUGUCGUGGACUUCGGGAAUGAUUGCACGGUGGGUUACCAGUGCGAGCGUACUGUGCUGGUGCGCAACGUGGGCGACCGAGCGAGCAAACUCCUGUGUCGGACCACUGAGCCCUUUAGCAUCGACGUGCCGGAUGGCUUCCUGGAAGAAGGCGCCUCCUGCCAGGUCUCGGUGUUCUUCACGCCCCCGCGGGCGGAGCGCUACGAGGUCCCGCUGGAGAUCAAGUACGGCGAGAUGGAGUGCACCGCCAUGCUGCGGGGCGGAGCCUGCAAUGCAGAGGUUUCACUGUCUCACAGCUUGCUCCUCAUUGAGGACACCUACGUGGGUUUGGAGUCCCAGGGCGUCGUGACGAUCCGCAAUGAUUCGGAGGUGCCUAUCGACUUCAGUUGGCGGCUCUUUUCCUCGACGGUGGAGGAGGCUCAGCAUAGGCUGGCCUUGCAUCGACAGCUGAAGACGGAAGAGAUGGAUGAGUUGCUUUAUAUGCAGCAAGCGAACUUCUCAGAGGACGAGGAGAGCGACAGCGGCUCGGACGGCGAGCGGCGGCGUGUCCGCAGGGAGCGCAAGGUGACCAAGCUGCUGGGGCGCAAAUACGACUCCAUCGUGAAGGCCGUGGAGGAGGAUCCCAUGCUCUUCCGAGACGCGAUCUUCAAGAUUGAGCCCCUCUGCGGCCGCUUAUGGCCUCAGACGCAGGUGACAUGUGCCUGCUGUUUCCUUCCCAAGGACGCUUUGGUCUAUUGUGCUACAGCCUACCUGUCGGCGGUUGGCCAAGAGGAUCGGGCACCCUUGGUCUUGAAGGGUCUGGGCAUUGGACCCAAAGCCACCUUUUCCUAUGACGAACUGGAUGUCGGGAAUGUCUUCGUGGAAAGCGCGCAUCGAUAUGAGGUGCAGCUGCUGAACCAAGGAGACAUCGAAGUGGACUUCCGCUUGGUCCAUCGGGAAGGAAAGUUUGCACCCAGGUUCAAGUUCACCCCGGAUCACGGCACCAUUGCGGUCGGUGGUCAAUGCGAGAUCGUUGUGGAUUUCAAGCCAAAGGAGCUUGGACCAUUUCAUGAGGUUUUUGAAUGGGCCCUGCAGGGCAGCGCAACAGCGGUGACGCUGGCCUUCCGCGGAACAUCGGUACGACCCAAGUUUGAAUUUGAUGUGGAUAAGAUCAACUUUGGAACCGUGAGCUUCGGAUUCCUAAACUCAAGGAUGCUGACGCUCACGAACACCUCCGAGGUGCCUUGCUACUACACACUCACUGUGAAGGGUGAUGAGGCGCCUCCCAACAACGAAUUCGAAAUUAUCCCGUCGCGUGGCACCCUACUGCCCAACUGCGCUCAGAGAAUUCAGGUGGAUUUUAUCAGCAACACGGAGAAGAAAUAUGACACCAGGCUCUCCGUGGAUCUGGAAGGUGUGGGGAAGGAAUUGUUGUCCAUCCCGAUGUUUGCACAGUGUGCCGUGCCAACGGUCUCCUUUGAGCCGCACGGCUGCCUGAACUACGGAGAUGUCUUCAUCAGGUACCCCUUUCACCAGAGCUUGUACCUGCACAACACUUCCGUGCUUCCUGCCAAGUUUAUGGUGGAGACACAGGACGAGUCCUGA